This is a messenger RNA of Drosophila ficusphila, 1681 nucleotides long. RefSeq names its product zinc finger protein ZPR1 (gene Zpr1). The transcript is spliced from 2 exons. The record is from RefSeq and is a predicted model, not a curated record. The coding region runs from base 137 to 1516 and encodes 459 amino acids. Gene Ontology annotation, cellular component: cytoplasm; nucleus. Lineage: Eukaryota; Metazoa; Arthropoda; Insecta; Diptera; Drosophilidae. Gene Ontology annotation, molecular function: zinc ion binding.
GUCACACCACAGACACACUUGCAAUCGAUAUCAGGAAAUGUGAUUCCGUCUUGGCCAAUCGAAAACGAUUAUAAUAACUUACAUUUCAGAAUAGAACAUAAAUCUAUAAUAUUGACGUGGAUAACAGUCCAUAACCAUGUCUACCGUGAGUGCCGCCAGCGGCAGCAAUGCCACCAGUCCGCCGGAGGAGACACCCGUACGGCCGGAGCCGAUUUUCCGAGAGAUUAAUGCGGAGCAGGCGGAGGAAGUGGUUGAAAUCGAGUCGGCCUGCAUGAGGUGCUUCCAGACGGGCGUCACCCGGCUUUUGCCCACUAAGAUACCCUUCUUCCGGGAGGUCGUCCUUAUGUCCUUCAAGUGCGAAGAAUGUGGCUACAUCAACAACGAGAUGCAAUCGGCCUCCGAAAUCCAAAAGGCCGGCGUUCGCAUCGAGUUGCUGGUUCAAUGCGUGGCCGAUCUUAACCGGCGGGUGGUGCGAUCGGACAAUUCCAGUGUCAGCAUACCGGAGGUUGAGCUAGAGAUCCCAGUGCAGUCGCAGAAGGGUGAGGUGACCACCGUUGAGGGCAUCAUCGAGCGGACGAUAACUGGCUUGACGCAAGAUCAGGAGAAGCGGCGCAUCGAUCAUCCGGAGGCUGCCGCCUCCAUUGAUGCCUACAUCGAGCGGUUGCAGCUACUGAAGGAGGUUACUACGCCAUUUCGCCUGAUCCUCGAGGACAUCUCUGGCAACAGCUUCAUUGAGAAUCCACUGGCACCCGCUUCCGAUCCGCAGUUAAAGACAUCGCACUUCACCCGCACCCAGGAACAAAACGAGCAGUUGGGCCUGUAUGAGCAGAACCACGACGAGCAGCACUUGCUGAAGCCCAUUGCCGAGGAUUCGUGGCCGAUUGAGAACCUGCACGGCGAGGUGCUGCAGUUCCCUACCAACUGUCCAAACUGCCAGGCCCCCUGCGAGACGAACAUGAAGCUAACGAACAUCCCGCACUUCAAGGAGGUGGUGAUAAUGGCCACCGUCUGCGGCUCCUGUGGCCACAAGACCAACGAGGUAAAGUCCGGCGGCGGUGUAGAGCCGCAGGGCGUUCGAUUCCGUGUGCAGAUUGCCAGUAAAGAGGAUCUGACCCGGGAUGUGCUCAAGUCGGAGACGUGCAGCCUUUCGAUCCCGGAACUGGACUUGGAGGUGGGUCCGCAUGCGCUGUGUGGACGCUUCACCACCGUUGAGGGACUGUUGGCGGCGAUGCGGGAUCAGUUGGAUGGCACCUUCUUUCAUGAUUCGGCCGACGAGACGGCCAAGCAGCAAAUGCAGCGGUUCCUUGAAACCUUCGACGAUGUUUCGAAUCUAAAGCGAGUAAUUACUCUGGUUCUGGAGGAUCCGGCCGGCAAUACCUAUGUGCAAUCGCUUAGCGACGACGACGCUGAGCCGGAUGAUAAGCUCGUUGUGGAGCGCUACGAUCGCUCCUUUGAGGACAACGAGGAGCUCGGUCUGAACGACAUGAAAACGGAGGGCUACGAACAGGAUGCGUGAUGACUGUCCUGAGUGUCGAACUCUGCAUUUACAAGUAAAUUAAGCACAUACAAGUAACGGUUAAGCAAAAUAUUAAUUUGUGUAAUGUUCUUGAAUACAUUUAAAAUAGCAAAAAUGCAAAAACAAUUUUAAAAAGGAAAUAAAAUCUAGUAAUCUGUAAUAAUA